AUGGAUGCGGCGGAGGUGGAGUUUCUGGCCGAGAAGGAGCUGGUUACCAUUAUCCCUAACUUCAGUCUGGACAAGAUCUACCUCAUCGGGGGCGACCUGGGGCCUUUUAACCCUGGAGCACCGGUGGCAGUGCCACUGUGGCUGGCGGUCAACCUGAAGCAACGACAGAAGUGCCGGGUGCUGCCUCCGGAGUGGAUGGACGUAGAAAAAUUGGAGAAAAUGAGGGAUCAUGAACGAAAGGAAGAAACGUUUACCCCAAUGCCUAGCCCUUACUACAUGGAACUUACCAAACUUUUAUUAAAUCAUGCUUCAGACAACAUCCCGAAAGCAGAUGAGAUCCGGACUCUGAUCAAGGAUAUGUGGGACACUCGCAUAGCCAAACUCCGGGUGUCUGCUGACAGCUUUGUGAGACAGCAGGAGGCACAUGCCAAGCUGGAUAACUUGACCUUGAUGGAGAUCAACACCAGCGGGGCUUUCCUCACACAAGCACUGAAUCACAUGUACAAACUCCGCACAAACCUCCAGCCUUCUGAGAGUGCCCAGUCUCAGGACUUCUAGAGAAAGGCCUGUGACUAUAAAGAUCUGGCGUCUAGUGGCAGGAGACUUGUUGGGUGAUGUGAGUGCUCAAGACAUGAUAGAGGUGACUUACCUCAUGGUUCUGGAGUUGUAGAAAUCAUUUUUUUUUUUUGGUGGCUGGCCUGUAUGGAGAUCCGAAUCCUUGACUUUGGUGUUAUAACUGUGUGCUCUAACCAACCGAACCAACCGGACAGCCUACAAACAAUUUUGAAUGUAUGAAAAAUGUAGUGGUGCAAGGAAUGGAUUCAUACAUUUUUGGAGAAGCACCAAGUUUGUGAUUGGUCUUUAAAACUCAGCUCCCUGGAACAUUCUCCAGUUCCACAUCUCUUUCUAAAGCCAGCUUUCUGGGCCAGCCCGUGGCUCACUUGGGAGAGUGUGGUGCUGAUAACACCAAGACUAUGGGUUCGGAUC
Messenger RNA from Galeopterus variegatus (Sunda flying lemur), 987 nucleotides. RefSeq names its product GINS complex subunit 2 (Psf2 homolog) (gene GINS2). Gene Ontology annotation, cellular component: GINS complex; nucleus. The record is from RefSeq and is a predicted model, not a curated record. NCBI's taxonomy places the organism in Eukaryota, Metazoa, Chordata, Mammalia, Dermoptera, Cynocephalidae. Gene Ontology annotation, biological process: double-strand break repair via break-induced replication; DNA replication. The transcript has 5 exons. The coding region runs from base 1 to 558 and encodes 185 amino acids.